Messenger RNA from Pantherophis guttatus, 1894 nucleotides. The record is from RefSeq and is a predicted model, not a curated record. NCBI's taxonomy places the organism in Eukaryota, Metazoa, Chordata, Lepidosauria, Squamata, Colubridae.
CGCCGGGCUGGAGAUACUGGACAGUCAGCAGAAGAAGGGAAGGCUGACGUCAGCAAAAGGAGACCGCAGACAGAGAGAGAGAGAGGCGAGCGGAUUGAAGAAGCCUUCGCAUCAGGAAUAAUUGUGACAUCAUCGCUGUUUGCUAAUCAUUUCUCUGGCUGCUUGCUUGGUGCCUUUUUAUUAUUGGGCCCGACGAAAAAUCCGGAGGUCUGUUAUUGUACGUAUGCAUACGAGUGGCGGCAAGUGGCCGCAGAAGAAGGCAAGGCAGGUGUCGGGGUGCGCGAGGCCUGGUGUGACAAAGCAAACCCAAGACUGCUAUAAAGAUGGUGCGAAUUUUGGCUAAUGGAGAUAUUGUGCAAGAUGAUGACCCUCGAGUACGACAGACCACUCAGAAUAGGGAGAACUCCUCUCGACUCGUGAGGAAUGGUGGCUUUUUCAACGCAACCUCCAACGCUGGUCCCAACCCACCACAGCACUACCAGCAGCAGCAGCAACAGCAACAGCGCCAGAAUGCAAGGCCUGGGGAACGCUCGCCGUUCUCAGACAUCAAUCAGCAGCUGGUGAACAUGGGUUUCCCCACUUGGCACCUUGGCAACCAGGUGGUAGAGCCGGUGAUGUCCAUCCUGCUGCUCUUCCUACUUAUGAUGGUGGGCGUGCGAGGUCUGCUCUUGGUGGGCCUCAUUUAUGUCGUCUCCCACCUAAGCCAGCGAUGACAUGAACUCCAGCACGGACUGCUGGUUGCCUGAGGGAUUCGGAGCCAAAUAUUUUUGUCCAAUGUAUGAGCGUGGGUUAGAGAGAGUCCGUAUGUCCGUAUAUGUGCGUGUUUGAAACAAAUUCUCCUUGCCCAAGAACUUUUGUAAACGGUGUUUUCAAGAGACAGAAUUAAGCAACUUGGAGUAUGAGCUAAUGGGAAUAUAUAUAUAUAUAUCUUUUUUCUUUCCUUCUCUAGCUUGAAAUGAGCCAUUUUUUCAUGCUGGGCCCAUGAUAUUCUGGUAGGAAUGAUAGCUUUUUUUUUUUUUUUGCUGAGGGCACCAUCUCACGGUUAUCAAAGGGAACUUUAUUUAGGAUUUUCUUCUUUAAGACCGGCGGUGAAAGCUCAGCCUCUGAUAGAGAAACAUUGAAAAAUAGGCAGGUUUUUAAAGGGAAAUCAUGCCUUCCAUAUAGGUGGGAGAACUGAAAAGUCAUAUACAAAGAGAGAAAGAGAGAGAGGCCUUGGGACUUGGCUAGUUCACAUUGUUGGAAUCCCUUCCUCUCUGACAUAGGAACUUUGGUUGUGUGAAAUGGGCAUUGGGUUGUGGUUAGCUGGGGUUCGUGAAGAAGAGCCAUUUUGUGGCCUCUGGGAUCAGUGAGGCAGCCAUGUUGAGAUCACUGCAUUUUUUAUAAACCGACCCUCUUGGUGUGUAAUAUUCAAAGGUGACUCCUCAGGUAUUUAUCUGGAGGCUUCCUGGUGCCUCAAGUCAGGCCAUUUUUUUCUAAUAUUAAAUAAAGAAUACAAAAGCAGGGUUUGUAUGUGUUGCUGUGGGGGUGGGGGUUGUUACCGAAUGAGGCUGCAAUUUCUGUAUGUAAAAUGAUACUUGUUGCUUCAAAUAAGCAGAAUUCAUGGGACAGAGCAAACAUCCAUGUGUAUGUAAGCUGAUGAAACAGUGCCCCCAAAUGCUUUCUCUGCUAGCAUUGUCUGCCUUCUAAAAUAGUGGAGGAACUGAGUCAAAGCAAAGAGAAAGUUAUUUGUAAAACCAUCAUCAAGACUCUUAAUUCCAAUUACAAACUGUUUUUUUCCCUCUCUUUAUAUUUCCCUUCUUAGCAGAGUAUAGUUGCAUUUCUUUCUUUCUUUUUUCUUUUUGUUUCAUUUUGGCCUAUUCGCAGGCUUGACAAAGAAAUAAAAAAUAUCUACCUG